AUGCCCCAGUACGGCUCUUUGUAUGGUAGUCGUCAUGACGUCUCCUACUCACAGCCCAAUCCCGCCCCGUCCUCCGAUUUUGACGACCUUUUUUCCAGCCAGCCAGGAUCAUCCAUCGGCAUACACCAAGAUGCCUCUCAGUCUUCACGUCGUCCAAGAUGUCCGGAAUGUGGAACCAAAAAAAUGCGUCUGCGUGCAGGUCAGCUCAUCUGCAAACGAGGUCAUGUGCAGCAGCACUUUCGUAUCGAACAGGCCGAAGACGAUGAAUUCCUUGGCGACGGUGUCGCUCGCAAACGCCGAACGGUCAAAGUCAACAAGGUGCGAAGGCUCAAGAGUCAACACACACCUUAUUAUUCACAGCCAGAAACAGACAUUGAACAGGAUGACAGCCAAGAUGAAGUCCUGGAUCAACAAAUACGCCGUGCUCAUAAGCGCGCUCGAAGAGAGAGUUCCAGAUCGAGGUAUUCGGUGCACUCGGACCAAGAUGACGAGUACGACAGCGGAGACGAAAGCGCGGAUACAGAACGACCCCAGUCGAUACGAGCAGACAGCUUUUUUGAGCAAAGACCCUGGACGCCUCGCAGCUAUGCCGCCGCUUCCGCCGCCGAAGAGAGCGGAAUGGACUCAGAGCCUGACCAAUACGCUCGAUCUUCCAGGCGUGGCAUUCGUAGAAUUUGGCGUUCUGGCGUCGGCUUGCAUGGAGCAUACGAGGGCCGCUUUGUCUUGCUCGAAUGCUUGCAGCUCACUCUACGGCUUCAGCUUCACAGGCUUCGCGAGCUGUGGCCGGACAAGAUGCCGCCAGAGACGGAGGCUGUUGCGCGCGAUCUUUGGACCAUGUUCGUCUCCCUCCUCCCCGUGGGUCAUUUCCCACCCGAGCCGCUCAUUGCGGCAACUUUUGACUGGCACACACGCUAUUCAUUGUCUCAGGCAGGAGCAGCUGAGCUCUUUCCUAAUCACGCCACAUAUGAUCCUGAGAGCGACAUCCGCCAUCAUAGGCGCAGGACACUCUUUAACAGCUACCAUCACCACCUCGAACGCAAACGCUACAACACUCAAAAACAACGAGCUGAGCAAAGUGAAGGGGAUCAAAUUGAUUCGGACGACCCAGUGACCGCCAAAGAAUGCAUCGACUGGAUCGUCGGUCAAGAUGAGCAGCACCGGCAAUCUAGCUCGCAGCGUUCCAGCGAACCAGAUUCAUUGGCCGACCCCGAAGACGAGUUGGCUGAGCUCGAUCCGGUCUUUGCCGAAGAAAGAAGGCAGCGACAACGAUCACAAGCAGCCUCCGAGGUUGAUUCCGAGAUCGAUGGCCCCCAAUCAGACAUGGAUCCGUCAGGCAUACCAAGACAAAGCAAAAAACGUCGGCGUCACGUUCCUUCCUGGGCUACCAAACACUCUGUUUCCAAAGCACAAGCAGAAAUUCUUCGUCUCGCCAUGGUGCCUACCACGAUUUCCAUCAUCUAUCUCUCCCUGCAUCUGCUCAAGAUACCCAUCUUUUGGGCUGACCUGGUCAAACUCAUCUCUUCACACAAACUGCCUUAUCUCAACUUGGUUCAUUCGCUGCCAUUGCCAUUGACACGUUUCUUGAACAAGGAUAACGUACAUCAUCAUCAUCUCGAUACAGAUGUGGUUCCCACGAUCACCGCACUUCAUUUGCACACCUUGAGCCUGGCGGAUGUGCUGCAUCGCACGUACAGCGUCGAUUUCGGGCAGGGCAAUGUGUCUGGCCAGCUUGCAAGGCUAGUGGAAGGGAUGUUGCUUCCGCCGACGUUUUACGUUGCCACCAAGAGGCUGCUCGAUAAGCUUGCCGACGGAAUCGGGCCGGGGCUCAUGCCUAGACCACCCCAGAAGGGGAAGGCUUCAACACACACGGGCGCUAAAAAUACCGAGGAGAUGCCAGCAACGCUUCCGGGAGCCGCACAGCUGCAACGUACACCGAAAGAGUUUGUUCUCAUGGCAGCGCUGCUCGUCGUCAUCAAGUUACGAUAUGGACUUGAUGGUCGCGAGCGCUCUGAAAGCUUCGAUCCAGCUUCCGCUGAUCAGAAAGAGGCGAACGAGAGCGAUGGCGUGUCUUGUGCGCCCUUGCUGGAGCCAUGGCUGAGCGCUCUGGAUAAGCGAAGGCAGAUGUACAUGCAAUCAACGGAAGCGGUGCUAGAGAUGGAUCCAUCCGAGCUCGAAGCACUGUACAUGACAUCGGAGCAGGUAGAGGCAUACGCAAGUUUUGCUGAGGAAAACCUCAUCCUCUCAAACCAGAUCGACCUGCACGAAUGGCGCCGACUCGAACCUCAACGUCGCUGGGCGGGAUUUAGCGAUUUUCUGCCUCGCUCCGAUCCCUUGUCAAGCAAAAUCGAUCGUCUCACUCAGAUCUCUACAAAAGGACCGCACCAAACCGAAGCGCAAAGAGGCGAUAACUGGAAACACCUUGAGUCCGACCUCUGUAGCAUCUAUCAGCAUCACACAGCACCCCCAACUCCCUCUUCCUCCAAAUUGGAACCAGGCACCUCUUACGCAAUGCAUCGAUUCCUAGGCACGUCUCGAUCCGACUCUGACCCGUUGGGACUCAGCUAUUCCCCUGUCUAUCCCCGCGUGAUACAUCACGCCAAUCAUCUUGUGGGUAUUGCAACCCCACAGUCGGCAAGUGUGGCUAUCGAUGCGGUUCUCAGUCAGAUGGUCAAUCCGAGAGCCGAGAGUGCUGACGCGGGUGUUAAGGUGUGGGAGUCAGCGUACGGGAUCCAGGCGCAUUUGGAGGUGGUAGAAAGAAUGUUGGAAGUAGAAGUGAGGUCGAGGGUGACGAGGAUGAGGAGGAUGUUCAGGCAGCUGGAUGGGGCGGAAGAGGGAGGGCGGGGUGUACUGGAUAUAGAGGGCAGCAGAGAUGUUGGCGAUGAUGAAAAUGCGGCAACAGACGAGCCAGAACAGGGAGAGGAGACUUCAGACACUUCGGAUAGCGAAUCUGAGGACGACGACGACGACAACGAACGCAGUUGGGCCUCUUGA
This is a messenger RNA of Mycosarcoma maydis (corn smut), 2991 nucleotides long. RefSeq lists its product as uncharacterized. The record is from RefSeq and is a predicted model, not a curated record. The transcript has a single exon. Gene Ontology annotation, biological process: nucleolar large rRNA transcription by RNA polymerase I; RNA polymerase I preinitiation complex assembly. Gene Ontology annotation, cellular component: RNA polymerase I core factor complex; RNA polymerase transcription factor SL1 complex. Gene Ontology annotation, molecular function: RNA polymerase I core promoter sequence-specific DNA binding. Lineage: Eukaryota; Fungi; Basidiomycota; Ustilaginomycetes; Ustilaginales. The coding region runs from base 1 to 2991 and encodes 996 amino acids.